CCUGGGAAGAACACUGGGUCACAUGACCUCACUUCUUCAACAUGGCUGGAACAACAGGAAUCUACAGUAUGAGAUGGAGCGUUGGAACAAACUGGAGGAUGCUGAAAACGCACUUCCAAGUGAUGUGAGCUGCCUCAAACUGUUGCUUGAGUGGAACUCGCACGAGGGAAAAGGAAAGACCCAUGAAAAACUUUCACUGAGACUGCGUCAAAUUGGGAGGCAAGAUUUGGCUUCUUGGUUGGACUCAGCAGUGCUCGACGAACUUCAAGGAGAGAUAGACAAAUUGGCACAGAAGUUUUCAGAAACUCCUCAGGAACAUCUCCCUCCUGUCCAAGUGUUUGAAAAUGAUGAUUAUUUUGAGCAAACGCUCAUGAAAAAUGAUGACAUUUGGGAUUUAGUUCCGACUGUAACUAUCCUAUUUUUCAUUGCUGUUUCUAUCAUAAUUUUAACCUGUUUUUUCGCCCAAGUGAUGAAGCCUUAUAGAAUGAGUAAAUGGGAAAAAGACAAAAAAUUGAAUCAUGAAUUCAAAUAUGGGUCAGAGACACUAAUUUAA
Molecule: messenger RNA, 553 nt
Organism: Macrosteles quadrilineatus (aster leafhopper)
Lineage: Eukaryota; Metazoa; Arthropoda; Insecta; Hemiptera; Cicadellidae
Exons: 2
Coding region: 23-553 (176 amino acids)
Biological process (GO): signal transduction
Molecular function (GO): protein binding
Source: RefSeq, a predicted model, not a curated record